GCUUCUUUGCGUUUCUUCGUCUCUCUCUUCCCAUGGCGACGGCGGCGGUGGCCGAGUCCCGAAAGCUCCCUCGCCCAGGCCGCGGCGGCGUAAUCUCCCAUAACCUCACCGAAGAAGAAGCUCGAGUCCGAGCAAUUGGCGAAAUCGUGAACCAGAUGGUCGAACUCUCCCACAAAGGCCAAAACGUCGACCUCAACGCAAUCAAGUCCGCCGCGUGCCGCAAAUACGGCCUAUCACGCGCCCCUAAGCUCGUCGAAAUGAUCGCCGCACUACCUGAGUCAGAGCGCGAGUCACUCCUCCCCAAACUCCGAGCAAAGCCGGUUCGGACCGCCUCGGGGAUUGCGGUGGUGGCCGUCAUGUCGAAGCCUCACCGGUGUCCGCAUAUUGCCACUACUGGGAAUAUAUGUGUUUAUUGUCCGGGGGGACCGGAUUCGGAUUUUGAGUAUAGUACUCAGUCGUAUACUGGGUAUGAGCCGACUAGUAUGCGAGCAAUUCGUGCUAGGUAUAACCCCUAUGUGCAAGCUAGAAGCAGGAUAGAUCAGCUGAAACGAUUGGGUCACAGUGUAGAUAAGGUUGAGUUUAUCCUGAUGGGUGGAACUUUUAUGUCAUUGCCAUCAGAAUACCGUGACUAUUUCACAAGAAAUCUUCAUGAUGCUUUAUCCGGGCAUACUUCUGCUAAUGUUGAAGAGGCAGUUUCCUACUCUGAACACAGUGCAACAAAGUGUAUUGGGAUGACUAUUGAAACGAGGCCGGAUUAUUGCCUUGGACCCCAUUUGAGGCAAAUGCUUUCUUAUGGGUGUACACGACUGGAGAUUGGAGUUCAAAGCACAUAUGAGGAUGUUGCUCGUGACACCAAUAGGGGACACACAGUAGCUGCUGUGGCUGAUUGCUUUUGCUUGGCAAAGGAUGCUGGCUUCAAGGUAGUUGCUCAUAUGAUGCCUGAUCUUCCAAAUGUUGGGGUUGAGAGAGACUUGGAAAGUUUCAAGGAGUUCUUUGAAAGCCCUUCAUUUAGAGCUGAUGGGCUCAAAAUUUAUCCCACGCUUGUUAUUCGUGGGACUGGACUUUAUGAGCUUUGGAAAACGGGCAGGUAUAGGAAUUACCCGCCUGAGCAGCUUGUGGACAUUGUAGCUCGGAUCUUAGCCAUGGUACCCCCUUGGACACGUGUUUAUAGAGUUCAGCGGGAUAUUCCUAUGCCUCUGGUUACUUCUGGUGUUGAGAAAGGGAACCUUCGGGAGCUAGCUUUAGCUAGAAUGGAUGAUUUGGGCUUGAAGUGCCGGGAUGUUAGAACACGGGAAGCUGGAAUCCAGGAUAUUCACCACAAAAUAAAGCCAGACAAAGUUGAGCUUGUUCGCCGUGAUUAUUCAGCAAAUGAGGGCUGGGAAACUUUCCUUUCAUAUGAAGAUACACGGCAGGAUAUCCUCGUUGGGUUACUGCGAUUGAGAAAAAUUGGCCGAAAUGCCACUUGCCCAGAACUUAUGGGGAAGUGUUCUAUUGUUCGUGAACUACAUGUGUAUGGGACAGCAGUUCCCGUGCAUGGGCGUGAUGCUGAUAAGCUGCAACACCAGGGUUAUGGUACGCUGCUUAUGGAGGAAGCAGAGCGGAUUGCUCGUCGGGAGCAUCGAUCAACAAAGAUAGCUGUAAUAUCUGGUGUAGGAACCCGCCAUUACUAUAGAAAAUUGGGAUAUGAGCUUGAAGGUCCUUACAUGGUGAAAUGUCUUGUGUAAAAUGUCACAUGUACAUUGCCAAACAAUUUUAUUACCUAUGUUUUGGAGUUAGGGUUGGCGUUAAUGUAAUUUAAUCCUGCUUUUGUAUACCUUAGUUUGCCUCUUCCUUUCCCUUUUUCCGUCUUCUAUGAAAAUUUUGGUUGUUUGUCUCCAAAACUCGGGAGUUGAAUACAAGGCUUGCCUUAACAUUUGAAUGUGAUAUUUGGC
Messenger RNA from Ilex paraguariensis (yerba mate), 1931 nucleotides. The record is from the annotation of a GenBank genome assembly. NCBI's taxonomy places the organism in Eukaryota, Viridiplantae, Streptophyta, Magnoliopsida, Aquifoliales, Aquifoliaceae.